AUGAAACUAAAAUCUUUAGAAACCUUUUUACAAUCCCUUGAAGGAUUUCGUACACCAAAAGUCGAAUUAGAACAAUAUGUAACUUCUGCUCAUUUAGCUUCAAGAAUGAUUUUUACAGCUCAUAAUAACUUUAAUCAAAUCUUAAAUAAAUCAAUUCUAGACUUAGGUUCAGGUACUGGUUUACUUUCAAUUGCAUGUUCUUAUUUAGACCUCUCAAAUCCAAAUUUCUUAAACCAAUUAAAAUCAUCAAUUCCAAAAUCCAUUAAACCCACAAGUCUAGAUCCAUUAUUAUUUGAUACAGUGGUGAUGAAUCCACCCUUUGGUACCAAACGUAAAGGAAUCGAUAUGGUCUUUCUAGAAAUAGCUUGUCAAUUAGCUAAAUCAGAAAUCUAUUCACUUCAUAAAUCUUCCACUCGAGAUUAUAUUCAAAGGAAAUCAAAACAAUGGGGUUUCAAUGGUCAAGUAAUAGCCGAAAUGAGGUAUGAUUUACCUAAAACUUUAAAAAUGCAUAAAGUUAAAAGUUUAGAUAUUCAAGUUGAUCUUUGGAGAUUUGAUCGAAUUAAAGCUUUAUAA
Melampsora larici-populina 98AG31 is the source of this 573-nucleotide messenger RNA. RefSeq lists its product as uncharacterized. Bases 1 to 573 code for a protein of 190 amino acids. The transcript is spliced from 7 exons. The record is from RefSeq and is a predicted model, not a curated record. Gene Ontology annotation, biological process: rRNA methylation. Gene Ontology annotation, molecular function: nucleic acid binding; rRNA (adenine-N6-)-methyltransferase activity. NCBI's taxonomy places the organism in Eukaryota, Fungi, Basidiomycota, Pucciniomycetes, Pucciniales, Melampsoraceae.